This is a messenger RNA of Suillus fuscotomentosus, 882 nucleotides long. RefSeq lists its product as uncharacterized. The record is from RefSeq and is a predicted model, not a curated record. The transcript has 6 exons. The coding region runs from base 1 to 882 and encodes 293 amino acids. Lineage: Eukaryota; Fungi; Basidiomycota; Agaricomycetes; Boletales; Suillaceae.
AUGGACUUACUGUCCAUUGGUAUCAAGCUUGCACUAAAAGAUGGACUCGAACAAAAGGCAUCCCAAGAUGAUUCAAGAGUAAAGAAUACACCCCGCUCUUCGCUCGAUGACAAGUACGUGCCAUGUUUGCAAUCCUUCUCAUUCCAUAUAGAAAUAACAUUCCAGGCUAAUGCUACACGUUGUACUGACCAGCUUGGCGAUGUCGAUGAGCUCUCACCAACGUUUUUUGACGGCAUGGAAGCCGAAGUUGAUUCCUCCCCGAUGGAUGGUGCAUGCCCCCAUUCCUCUGUAAAUGCACUUUUCGCUCGCCUUUCCUCGCUCCUCCUCCGCUUUCGACCCCAAAGUAGUGAAGCAAACGAACUGCUGCAAACCUCAAGGCCUUCGGCGUUCUGUCCACAUGCACUCCUCGCUCGCCUUUCCUCGCUCCUUCACCGCUUUUGUUCCGAAACUGAUGCACCAGACGAACUCCAGCAAUCCUCCAUCCCUUCGCGGUUAGCACCCGCCAUGCGGGACAGGGAGGUCUUGUUUGUUGCUGAGCCACUGCGCUCAAAUUGUACACACAGCCUCAUUGCGCCACAAUACCAAGUGCAAGACCUGCGCAUUUGCUACCCCUCCGAAUGUUGGCUCAUCCCAUACUUUCUCUCCGCUGCGCAUCCCCUCAGCCCGUUGGCGGCAAUGCACACCCAACACAACAGCGGGAAGGCCAAGCGCAGGCUCAUGCCACAUCAUCGCAAACGUAGCACCAGCAAGGUCAAUCAUACAGUCAAUCGCAGACUCAACCUGCUGCUUCCUCCAUGUGCAGCCACUCCUCCACCUUCCAUUGCGGACACGCUUCGUUCUUUUUCUGCUAUGAAUCUCUUCCGCAUGCCAGUUAGGCAAUAA